Molecule: messenger RNA, 249 nt
Organism: Dujonia railenensis
Lineage: Eukaryota; Fungi; Ascomycota; Pichiomycetes; Serinales; Debaryomycetaceae
Source: the annotation of a GenBank genome assembly
AUGGUUUUAGUUAAAGAUUUAUUGAACCCAAACCCAGCUACUGAAGCUCAACAACACAAAUUAAAGACCUUAGUCCAAUCCCCAAGAUCAUACUUCAUGGAUGUUAAGUGUCAAGGUUGUUUAAACAUUACCACUGUUUUCUCCCACGCCCAAACUGCUGUUACUUGUGACUCCUGUUCAACUGUCUUAUGUACCCCAACCGGUGGUAAGGCCAAGUUAACUGAAGGCUGUUCAUUCAGAAGAAAGUAA